AUGAGUAAUAAUAACUCAUGUUCAGUUAUUGGUAUUGGUUCUGUUUCACUUAAGCUAGAAGAUGGAGGAAAGGAAGGCUAUUGUGAAGUAUUGAAGAAAAGUAAGCCUAUUUUCAGAGGGAUAAAAAUAAAUGGGGUCUAUGUUGUUCAAGGAGUUCAGAAAGUACAUUCAGCCUUAGUUGUGACUUCUAAAGAGCCUACUGAAGGAGAACUUUGGCAUAAAAGACUUUCUCAUAUUAGUGCCAAAGUUAUUCAAGCUCUUAACAACCAAGGAAUUCUACCUAAAGGAAUUCAUCGAAUCCUAUCCUUCUGUAAGCAUUGUGUGAUAGGUAAAGCAACUAGGCAGAGUUUUGUAAAGGCUCAGCAUACAACCAAGGUCAUCCUUGAUUAUGUGCAUUCGGACCUUUGA
Benincasa hispida (wax gourd) is the source of this 408-nucleotide messenger RNA. The record is from RefSeq and is a predicted model, not a curated record. Lineage: Eukaryota; Viridiplantae; Streptophyta; Magnoliopsida; Cucurbitales; Cucurbitaceae.